CAAAUAGGCAGUUUAUUAUUAUAUGGCGCGUUACAAAUACUAUUUAUUUUUAUAUCUAAGUAAAUUGAUUAUAUUAUGAACAUAUUGAUGGUGUCUGCGAAGUAAAUAUUAUAAUACGUUGUAUAUUUAUAUUUACAAUUUUAUUGUAUGAGGCCUAAAAAUUAGGAUCUCUUUUAAAACAAUGAAUAGUAAAAUAUUAACUACAAUUGCUAAUGCUAUGGACACCAAAGAGGAGCUAAAGAAACGGAUAGAAACAUCUAAACUCGUAUCACAAGAGUUACAGACUUGCAUUCAAAAUUGCCAAAAUCGAUUUGGAGGUAAAGCUGAACUUGCUACAGAAGAUGAUAUAAGAAUAGUACAACUUUGUGAAAAAUGGGAAAAAGUCCUCAGUCAUGGUAUAAGAACCAACUUAUCUAACUCAGCUUUACAGAGCUUAGUGACUGCUGGAUUAAAUUUUACAUUUAACAUUGUCAAUAUUGGAAACUCUUUGUGGAGUUACACAUGUCUACACCUUACUAAACAUGAGAAAGAAAGAUUUAAAAUUCUGUCAAAUAUCAACACUCCACUUGGAUACUUCAGGGCCUUCAUUAGAGCUGCUUUAAAUGAAAGGUCACUUGAAAGAUACCUCCAAAGCUGGGUUGCACACGGUCUUCUGAUGGAAUAUUAUGAAGAAGGUGCUUUAGUGAGGAACAAUGAAUUAGCAUAUCAGUUACCUAAUAUGGCUUCAGGAUUAUCAACCAUUUUAUUUGCAUUGUCAAUUGAUAGAGUGGAAUUAAAUGAAACUCAGCAAGCAAACCAAUCUAAUAAAGCAGAAUUAGUUAUAUCCUUGCCUGCUCCCGUAAAACCCUCCAAUCAAAAGCGAAAGCCGCUGCGACAAGUAAUAUCAUUCGAUAAAAAUGAUUCCAAAAAUAAAACCAAAGAUGAGAGAAAACUGUUAAGGUCUCCAAGUAUGAAAGAUGACUCUUUAUGGAACAGCGCGCCCGCUACGUGCCUGAACUCGCCGGAUCCUAAAACUCUUCCUCAAGCUUCCACUAGUGAACCCACCAGUUCAGAAUAUAAGAAUAGCAUACGACAUUUCUUCCCAGACAGUGUGAAAGGCAUAGACAGUCCUUCUCAAAUAUUUUCAAAAUUGUCAGAGUGUGCUAAAGAAAUAUUUUCGUCAUCUAACAGCAUAGAUACAAACAAUGUGGCUAAAGAUGAUGUUUCUGUGUCGAGUAUUAACAAUUUAAAAAUAUCAGAAAGUGACAGUGAGGAAGUAGCAGGCAGCAUCGACGGGAGUACUUCUUGUCUGGAACUUUGUUUUACCGAAGACGAAAGCGUGCCUGAAGACAAAACUCAUUCCAUUUUAGAAAUAAGGGAAAAGGAAUUUUUGAAUUUACAACUAAAAUGUAAUCAUAUUGAGCAGACAAGCAAGGAAAAAAUACUGAAAUUAGAGAAAAUCAUACUGGAUUUAAGCAAAGAAAAUGACCGUCUUAAAGGUCAAUUAAGACAGUACAUGUCUGCUGUUGAAAUGGGGGCUGCGUUGAAAAACAACGGUGACGAGCAGGAAGCUGACCAAUAUGAGAAAAAACUUGUUCAAGUAGCAGAAAUGCACGCAGAGCUAAUGGAAUUCAAUCAACAUCUACAAAAGCGCUUACAAGAGUUGGAGAGCAGAUCAGAAUUGGAGGUGCUGGACCAUCCUGAAACUAACGUGAAGGCUUAUAUCCCCACCGCGUUUCUUGUCGGGAAGAAAACUCAAUCCUACCACGUCUAUCAGAUAUUCCUCAAAAUUGGUCACGAAGAAUGGAAUGUGUACCACCGAUAUGCCAAGUUCCACGAGCUCCAUAUGCAGCUGAAGAAAUUACAUCCAGACAUAGCGUCGUAUAAUUUUCCUCCUAAGAAAACACUCCGGAAACGGAACGCACACCUUGUGGAGAGCCGGCGGGUGGCGCUGCAGGCCUACCUGCGUCAUAUUCUGCUGGUUCAGCCCGAGUUGAGGGAGUGCACCAGUCGCGCGCAGCUUAUCUCCAUCUUACCGUUCUUUGGCACUUCAUCGUCAUCAAGAUCGAACGGAUCGAGUCACAUGCUAAAUCGCCAACAUUCCAACGAGUCAACUUCCACUUACGAUGCUUUCUGAUUGCCAAAUAAAUUGCUGCGACAACUAGUUAUUAAGCGAAACUGAAAUACAAGUUUAGGAAAAGGCGGUUAUCAUGUAAGUCAGACUUAAGUUUAGUGUUUUUCACGCACCUGGUUCAGAAUUAGCUAGAGUAACAUGGUAACUUGAAAAUAUUCUUUUGAGGUAGCUUUAGGGUAAACAGAUGCAAUAAUUCAUAAUAAAUCUAAACUGUGAAAUAAUAGACUACCUAGGUAUAUUGAGAAGCAACAAUGAAAAAUUGUAACUUUCAUUCAAUUCUCGUAAUAUCAUCAUCUCAAUGCUAAUAGUGUGCUCUAGCUAAUUUGAAAGGUUACAAUUGAUUAAAUUUAUGAAGUUUUAAGGAAAUCACAGUUUAGUGCAGCUUGUUUUUAAUAAUAAAUUACGAUACAAGUGUGAAAAUAGGAAAAUCAAAUCGAUAUAAGUUGCGAAUUAUUCGUACCUACGACUUUUUACAGUACAUACCUAUGGCUAUUAUUUUUUUUACACAGUUGCGUAAUAUGUCAACUAUCGCACUAGUGCUGUAUUAUAACGCCAUAUUUACUGUAAAAAUAAACAUAUUUAUUUUAGUACUGUUAGGGCCACUUGCACCAACGAAAAUGGAGGGUUAACCCACCAUUUUAUAUGGACUUGACAGAUGACGGG
Molecule: messenger RNA, 2776 nt
Organism: Leguminivora glycinivorella
Lineage: Eukaryota; Metazoa; Arthropoda; Insecta; Lepidoptera; Tortricidae
Product: sorting nexin-29-like
Exons: 11
Coding region: 182-2116 (644 amino acids)
Molecular function (GO): phosphatidylinositol binding
Source: RefSeq, a predicted model, not a curated record